Messenger RNA from Leucoraja erinaceus (little skate), 4010 nucleotides. It is a transcript of the gene rftn2, whose product is annotated as raftlin family member 2. Bases 61 to 1725 code for a protein of 554 amino acids. The record is from RefSeq and is a predicted model, not a curated record. NCBI's taxonomy places the organism in Eukaryota, Metazoa, Chordata, Chondrichthyes, Rajiformes, Rajidae. The transcript has 10 exons.
ACCAUUCCUCUCAGAUGCCAGAAACAGUUUCCUCUCAGGGAUUUUACUUCCUUUCUGGAAAUGAUUUUAGUCUACAACCAUUUUGGAGCUUUCUACUUCAGACAGAGUUUCCAUUUGCCUAGUUCCAGAGCUGCUCUUCUCAUCGCAGAUCCUGCCAUGGGUUGUGGGCUACGAAAGCUGGAAGAGCCGGAUGAUAGCAGUCCUGGCAAAAUAUUUUCUACUCUGAAGAGACCGCAAGUGGAAACAAAGACUGAUAUUUCAUACGAAUACCUUUUGCUGGAUUUUACUUUGGACAUCAGUUCAUCAAAUCCAGACGUUAUCUGGAUCUCUUCUCCCUUGGAUCUUAAUUCGAAGCUGGAAGGGUACUACAGGAAGGGAUAUGUUGUUGCCACCAUCCACCCUACAAUUCUUUCCGUGGGGCGAAGGAAACAAUCACCAUUAAGUUACAUCCUUAGAGUUAUUUUAACUAAAAUAAAGUCAAGUGUAAAGAAGUCAGAGCACCGAGAACAAAAGCACAGCAAACUAGUUGUUGAAGAAUGGUCUGUCAGUAAUCAAAUGCUUUCCAGUGAUAUUUUGAAGGGGCUGUUGGACAAGGUCAACGAUUCAGCGAAGAAAGGAAUGAAGUUCAUUGGGUUUUUAAACCAGCUCCAUGCGCAAUCAAAGGCCUGCAAUGGCACAAAUUUAUCAACAGAGCCAGAUGUGGAUUUGGCUCAGGUCGCCACCUUUCAAUUGACAGAUCAAAGUAAGCACAAUCCCGACAAUAACUCUGUUAAAUAUAAUGAGGGAACUUUAAACAUGAAGCCUCUGGAAUCUACAGAAGAAGGAGAACAUUGGUGCAAUAAAACCACCAAUGUUUCAGAGAAUGGCCCAUCUCCAGAAGAAGAUAUUUUGCAUGGAAGAGGAAAGGGAAUUGGAAAAGAAAGCUUUGCUUCUGCUCAACCAAAAGAAGAUUUGAAAAUGUUUGCUCUUUUCAACGUGACUGAUGAAGAUUGCAGUAAGCGGUCCUACCAUGAAGGCAAUUUAUCUCUCAGAGUAACACGCAGAGGCCAAACCAUCUGCACCGUGGAAGCAGAUUGGCUGGAAAUUACAACAGCUUACUAUAAAAGAGGAAUGUCCUUGAUUGAUUCAUUCGUAGACUGGGAAACAAUGAAGGGGGACUAUUUAUCCAAGACUGUGGAUGGAAUGUUUAUAUAUGAAGAACGUAAUUUGGACACGGUUAAGUCAAACAAGAUGCCACAUGAUGCUAUAGUUGUUGAACAGUGGACUGUCAUUGAGGGUUGUGAAGUAAAGACUGAUUAUGGUCCUUUGCUACAUACACUGGCUGAAUUUGGAUGGCUGGUUACUUGUGUGCUAGCCACACCUAUCAUUCGCCAUGACAGUGAAGGAAAUUUAGCAACAAAACAAGUAAUAUUCUUACAGAGAUCUGCCAUAGCAAGCCAUGAUCUGCGUCUGGAAAAGGCAGAGAAAAAAUCUACUCAGCAGCCUAAAACCAACGAAAAAAGCAGAAAUUGGAAUCGAAACGUGGGUGUGAACACUGGUAAAAAUAAGCCUUCAGAAUCUGCUGAACAUUGCUGUAGUACCACGGAGAAAACCUUCUGGAUCAAAGAAACUAUCAAUCAACAUGAAGGCUUUUCAGGGAUGCCCAGUAGUGAGAGUGUUCUCAAAGACUUGGAUGACGGGCAGCUAGAUCAAGAGGAAGAAACACCCCAAGUUACCUGCAUAUGAUGCACACUAUUCUGCUAUUAUUUACAAAAGGUAAUUGUAUAAAGUUAAACAGAGUUUCUAAAUCAUACUUUGAUAAGAUCUGAUAGAUUUGGCUGAAACAAGAAGAAUCCUGUUUUCAACAGAAAACUAUGUUGGAAAAUAUUUAUUUUUGAAAUCUUUUUAUUACCUUUCUAUAAUUUUACAGCAAACAUGUUGACAAAUAGUUCAGUCUGUCAGAAUCUAAGCUCAGAUCCAGGUUUUUAACAAAUCAAUUACAAUUUAUCUUGCGAAAGAACUUCAACAUGGUUUAAAACUACUUUCUACUUAUUUAGCAAAACCUUUCACAGGAUAGGGAAUAUUUACAUAUCCACAAAUAUUUAUAUUUUAUUUUACAAUUUUCAAGUGAUAUUUUUGUCAUUUGUUCAAGUUAUAAUAUGCGUACUGAUAUUGUUAAUAGUAGGUCAUCCUUUCAUUUCUGUUUGUACAAUUUUUUAAUUUUUUAAUAUUCCUAGCUUUCAAGAAUAUGUUCAUACAGAUUAGAUUAUCACUGAAUUAUUGAAAUUAAUUGGGAGCACUGUUCAACAAAUGAAAACAUUGGCAGAUACCUUGCUGACUAACGUAGAAGUCAUUAUGAAUUGUACAAAAAAACAUUUAGCUCUGUCCCAUUGAUAUUAGCUAAAUCUACUGAUGGAAAUAUUAACUUUAACUUCGAACGCAUUGAGGUAUUUUAUAGGAAUCAGUCUGGCACUGGUGUCAAUACAAUAUUCCAUCGGUUAACUUAUUAAUUUCUUUUGUUCAUUAGGAGAAUAACUGAAAAUAUUGUUGUUGCCAUGUAUAAAGAAUCUUUUGUAACAUUGUGUAUACUGAGUACGAUAUCAGUUGCAGCACUCAGCUGAAUCAUGUACUUAAUGUGGACCACAGUGAUAUUUUUUCAUUUAUUGCUCUGCACAAUUACCAGUUAUAUAUUAUAACAUUGAAGAAUAUGUGCACAAUAGUCAUCCAUCAUUUAGGACAAUGAUUUUUAAGUCAUUAUAAACAUGACUACAUGCUUUGUCAUACUUACAUUAUUCAUAUGAUACUGAAGUAUUUGUAGUCACACUUGUAUUAUUUGUACAAUGCUGAAGUUAAAUGCAUCCAUGUCCAUGUCCAGCAGUGAAUUAAAACUCUUCCUUUAACUUAAAAAUGAAAACCUUUUGAUAGGAUGAAAAAUUGGGCAUGCAGUUACAUUUGGAUGGCUGCAAGAUGCAACCUGCAACCUGUAGUAUCUAUUUGGCAAAUUUCUUGUUGACCAGACACAAAGGUAAAAAAAAACAAAGAACAAGUUACAAAAUCUCCAUUUGAAAUUAUACAAUCCUUACAAUAACCUUUUUUUGUGGAAUAAAACAGAUUGCUACAUUUUUGGUGUAUAAAUGUUAAUUAUCUUUGAAUUCUGUAAAGUUUUUAACGAUGUUACUGUUCAGAAGCGAGGUUUGAUGGGUGCUUAUUAACAUUUAUCAUUUUGUUAGUGUGAAAGGAUGGAAUGGGAGAGAGUAAAUGGAGCUGACGUUCUUAGAUUUUUUGCAGACACUAAAGAUUGCAGAUGCUGGAAUUUGGAGCAAAAACGGAUUGCUGGAGAAACAUAGCAGAUCAGAUAAUAUCGGUGGAGAGAAAUGGACAGUGAACAAGCAAGGGUCUUGACUCAAAAUGUAGACUGUCCAUUUCUCUCCACAGAUGCUGCCUUCCUUCAGAAUUCUAUUUUGCUACUUUAAUGUUACAGAGGGAAACAAUUUAUUGAUAUCAAACCAUGUAAUAUGCAUUACGGGUAUUUGUGAGUGUGCUAAAGUUGGAAUUAACAUUGAGAUUCGGAUGAUUAGAUAUGUCUUGCAAUUAAAUUGCAACCUGCCAUAAUCUUUGAUACAUGCAUAGUGGUUUUUAAAUAAUUAAUUAAAAUAACACAGAUUGUCGAGAGUGUGAUAUCAUCAUUGCAGAGUGACAAUCUCAUCAACUGAUAGACAGAAGGGUUUUGUAAAAAAAAUUAGUCUUGCAGCAAAGCAUAUUAUAAUGCUAAUAUGGCCAUAGUUAUUAGAAUACUGUGUUAUGAUCUUGUAUUUUUUUAAAUAAUAAUAUGCUGCACAGUAUGCUGUUAACUUUAAAGGUGCAUUAUUUGUCUUAUUAUUGUUUUUGAACAAAAUUCCUGUUUUCUCAUGCUAUGUUAGUUUUACAGUGUUAUUUUCAUGUUAUGCUUUUUUACACAAUAUUUUUGAGUUACACGUUCAAAGUUGCAAAAAGCUAUAUUAAAGUCCAAAUAAAAUGUUGACUUUUAAAAA